AGUAUUUGAGCCUGAUUGUCCACCAGUCUCACAUUCACUGUACUCCAGCUAGUGCAUCGUAACACAGAUCGACAGUAGACUUUAAGUGAUUAGAAAAAUCUCAAAGAUCGUUACAACUUAUACUGGGAGUACGUGGGAGUACAUGGGAGUACGACAUUUUCGCUUUUUCCUCCUUGGUUUUCUCACGUUUUUAAUGAAGAUGAUGGGGUUCGUAUAUGUAUUAUCAUAUGUUUUUUGUUUUAGAUAUAUUGAUUGAUGCCUAGCUGUAGUCACCCUACUGCUCAUCCUCGUCGUUCACGGGGGGCGGUAUUAUCUUCAGUACCCCAAGGAAAGAGACGUAUCACAGCUCAGAUGGCAACUUCGAUCAAUAAAUAUCUUCGUAAACGAUACAAAGGAAAGUUUUUGGCUCUCAAUGAAGACAGUUUAUUAUGCGAAACAUGUUUUGCUAGAGAACAGCGCCGAACACCUGGUAAUAAGAACAGUAUAGUAUCUUCAUCUGACGACGAGUAUAGUCAAAACAUUUCGUCUGGUUUACUUUCCGAGACACCGAGUAACAAAAGAUUAUGUUUGUCAUCAAUAUCGCUAACUGAUCCGAUCGAGACGCCUUCAUCGUCAGGAUUUUCACACAGUACACCCGUGGUUACUGACAACCAGCCAAUGAUGGAUUUAAUGCACAAUAUUUCGUCAACAGAUAUUUCCUCACCAUCUGACAUUGAAACAAAGUGCAAUUUUAUUUCCAAGACGGCUAAGGAACAGUUAAACGGCUUAUUAGAUGUCUUCAGUUUAUCUCCUAUCAAAGACGCGUAUGUUUUAGCCAAUACAGUAUUUGAAACUUUCUAUACUCUGGUUCAAUUCAACAUUUUAGACGGCAUACUGUCGUGGCGCAAGAAAAAUGUCAAGUACUUCUGAAAAAGACAAAAAUUUUGUCAGACUCUCUAUUAAGCUCAUCAAGUAGUUCUACGGCUGAUACCACAAACGACAAUAGUAUUGGCUACGAAGAUAUGGAACACUUGGUAGCUGGUUUACAAAAAUUAGUAUUGAUGAGUGAUCAUGCAGAACGAAUUCGAUUGUUAACGCUGUGUCCACCAACUUGGAGUAGGCGCGAUAUUUCAACAUUUUUUUCAGUUCCUGAGUGGGAAGGCCGCAUGGCCAAGGAAUUAUAUGAAUCUAGUGGUGUUUUAGCAGCUUAUGAAAAUAACCAAGAUCGUGUUAAAAUAACUCCAUCCGCAAUUGAAGCCGUCGUAGCUUAUUAUCAAGGUAAACUGAUUACUAUGAGAUUAAAUGAACUCAUAAACUGCUCAAAAUUGCAUUUUUCCUAG
Rotaria sp. Silwood2 is the source of this 1319-nucleotide messenger RNA. The record is from the annotation of a GenBank genome assembly. NCBI's taxonomy places the organism in Eukaryota, Metazoa, Rotifera, Eurotatoria, Philodinida, Philodinidae.